AUUGAAAUCUCUGAUCUGGAAGUAUCCAAAAUGGCAGAAGAGACAUCCGUAGCGACAUCCCCAGCAGCAGCAGCCACCACGGCAUCCCCAGCGGCCAAGAAAGGCAAAGUUGCCAAAAGUGGCGGUGCAGCGAAGAAAGCCAAACCAACGCACCCAAAAACCUCUGAAAUGGUUAACAACGCCAUCAAGAAUCUGAAGGAGCGCAGUGGCUCAUCCCUGCAGGCCAUCAAGAAGUACGUGGCAGCCAACUACAAGGUUGAUGCCGAGAAGCUGGCCCCAUUUAUCCGCAGAUACUUGAAAUCCGCAGUCACCAGCGGAGCUCUUGUACAGACAAAGGGCAAGGGGGCAUCUGGUUCCUUCAAAUUGGCAACAUCUGCAAAGGGCGAGAAGACAAAAGCAGUAGAGAAGAAGAAGCCCCGUGCACCAAAGAAGGCUGCAACUGGUGAGAAGAAGACAAAGAAAGCUCCAGCAUCGCCCAAGAAGAAGCCAACUGCCGCCGCUAAGAAAGCUGUAGCAGCAAAGAAACCAAGUGGCGAGAAGAAGGCAGCUGCCUCUCCAAAGAAGGCUGCUGGAGCAAAGAAGACCGCUCCAAAGCAGAAAUCCACAAAGCCAUCAGCAAAGUCAGCAGGACCUAAAGUCAAGGCACCCAAACCGAAGAAGACUGGGUCGCCCAAGAAGGCAGCUGCGCCAAAGAAGACCGCCGCCGCAAAGAAGAAGUAAAAUGUCUCAUUUUACUCUGUAUUUCUUCUCCCAUAUUGGGACAAAACCUUAAGAAUAAUAACAAACAGCCCUUUUCAGG
Molecule: messenger RNA, 799 nt
Organism: Lutzomyia longipalpis
Lineage: Eukaryota; Metazoa; Arthropoda; Insecta; Diptera; Psychodidae
Product: histone H1-like
Exons: 1
Coding region: 31-720 (229 amino acids)
Biological process (GO): chromosome condensation; nucleosome assembly; negative regulation of DNA recombination
Cellular component (GO): nucleosome; nucleus
Molecular function (GO): nucleosomal DNA binding; structural constituent of chromatin; double-stranded DNA binding
Source: RefSeq, a predicted model, not a curated record